CAAAGCACCGCGCAGUCCAUCGAAGACCUGACGCAGAACGCUCUUCAGGAACUCUCCCAGAUUGACAAUCCCGACGAGUUGGAGCAGUGGCGCGUCCGCAUAUUGGGUCGGCGCGGGGAGUUGACCGGCAUUUUGCGUGGACUUGCCCAGUUAGACCUGGAAGAGCGUCGGCAAGUCGGCGCCCUGGGCAACCAGGCCAAGGCCGCCCUGGAAGAGGGCCUGGAAAAACGCGGCCGCGACAUCAGCGAAGCCAGGCUGGCCCAGGUUGCCGACCUGGAACGAAUCGACGUUACCCUGCCUGGCCGGCCUGUGGCCACGGGCCGGCUGCAUCCUACCACCCAGGUGUUGCGGGAAAUUACCGACGCCUUUGUCGCCAUGGGUUUCAGCAUCGUUGAGGGUCCCGAGGUGGAGUGGGACCACUACAAUUUUGAGAUGCUGAACAUUCCCCAGGGCCAUCCCGCUCGCGACAUGUGGAAUACCCUGUGGGUGGACUACGUUAACGAGGAAGGCCAGCGGCCCAUGCUGUUGCGCACCCAUACCUCACCCAUGCAGGCCAGGGUGAUGGAGAGCGUCCAGCCUCCUGUGCGGGUGAUUGUUCCCGGAAAGUGCUACCGCUACGAGGCCACCGAUGCCACCCACGAGUGGCACUUUUACCAGGUCGAAGGCCUGGCUGUGGACGAGGGUAUUACCUUCGCCGACCUGAAGGGCACCCUGUACGAGUUUGCCCGCCGCCUCUUCGGCACGGAAAGAAAAGUCAGGUUCCGCUGCGAUUAUUUCCCUUUCGUGGAACCAGGCGUGGAUAUGUCCAUUGACUGCUUCUCCUGUGAGGGCAACGACAGCAGUUGCCGUAUCUGCCGAGGCAGCGGUUGGAUCGAAAUCAUGGGCGCCGGAAUGGUCCAUCCUCGGGUAUUGGCCGGGGUAGGCUACGACCCUGAAAAGUACACCGGCUUUGCCUUUGGCCUGGGGCCGGAGCGCAUCGCCAUGCUGAAGUACGGCAUCGACGACAUAAGGCACUUCUACUCCAACGACCUGCGUUUCCUACGGCAGUUCUAG
Molecule: messenger RNA, 1053 nt
Organism: Geodia barretti
Lineage: Eukaryota; Metazoa; Porifera; Demospongiae; Tetractinellida; Geodiidae
Source: the annotation of a GenBank genome assembly